CUCUUUCGCGUCACGCCGCGCCGGCGCAGUCCGUGCUCGCCGGCUGAGGGGAAACUUUCAGCAGGCGGUGACUGGGGUUGUCCGGCGUGUCUCCACCACCAUGACGGAACGCAAGGGAACAGCUAAAGUUGAUUACCUGAAGAGAAUUGAAAAGGACAUACAGAAAAAAUGGGAUGAAAAUAAAUUGUUUGAGAUUGAUGCUGUUGAGCCAGGGAGUCCAGAGAGUAGCAAGCCAAAGUACUUUGUUACUUUUCCCUAUCCGUACAUGAAUGGACGUCUCCAUCUAGGACACACUUUUUCUUUAUCUAAGUGCGAGUUUUCUGUAGGAUUUCAACGUUUAAAGGGGAAAAGAUGUUUGUUUCCUUUUGGACUACAUUGUACUGGCAUGCCCAUUAAGGCUUGUGCUGACAAACUGAAGCGAGAGCUGGAAUUAUAUGGUUACCCACCUAAAUUCCCAGAAGAGGAGGAGGAGGAGGAAGAAAAGCCUUCGAAACCUCAAGAAGGAAUCAUUAUAGACAAGGCAAAGGGGAAGAAGAGUAAAGCUGCUGCUAAAGCUGGCCAAGCCAAGUUCCAGUGGAAUAUCAUGAAAUCAAUGAGCCUGACUAAUGAAGAAAUUGUGAAAUUUGCAGAAGCUGAACACUGGCUUGAUUACUUUCCAGUUUUGGCUGUCCUGGAUCUUAAGAGAAUGGGAUUAAAGGUUGAUUGGCGACGUUCCUUCAUCACAACAGAUGCAAACCCAUUUUAUGAUUCAUUUGUCAAGUGGCAAUUUGUGACUUUAAAAGAAAAGAAGAAGGUCAAGUUUGGAAAAAGAUACACUAUUUAUUCUCCAAAGGAUGGGCAACCCUGCAUGGAUCAUGAUCGGCAGACUGGAGAGGGCGUGGGACCUCAGGAAUAUACUUUAAUCAAAAUGAAGAUCCUUGAGCCUUAUCCAACAAAACUAAGUGGCCUUAAAGGUCAAAACGUCUUUCUGGUGGCUGCUACUCUGAGACCAGAGACCAUGUUUGGACAAACUAAUUGUUGGGUUCGUCCCGACAUGAGGUAUAUUGCCUUUGAAAUAAUGAAUGGAGACAUAUUUAUCUGUACACAGCGGGCAGCAAGGAAUAUGUCUUUCCAGGGGUUUACCAAAGAGAAUGGAAAAGUGCCUUUGGUGAUGGAACUAAUUGGAGAGGAUAUCCUUGGUGUGUCAUUGAGUGCUCCCUUGACAUCCUACAAUAUUAUCUAUGCUCUCCCUAUGCUCACCAUCAAAGAAGAUAAAGGCUCUGGCAUCGUCACCAGUGUUCCAUCCGAUGCUCCAGAUGACAUUGCAGCUCUCCGAGACCUAAAGAAUAAGAAGGCACUGAGAGAGAAGUAUGGAAUCUCUGAUGAAAAGGUCCUACCAUUUGAACCAAUUCCUAUUAUUGAAACCCCAGGCUAUGGAAACCUCUCUGCACCAACUGUGUGCGAUGAAUUGAAGAUUCAAAGUCAGAAUGAUAGGGAAAAACUUGCAGAGGCCAAAGACCGAGUUUAUCUGAAAGGUUUUUAUGAAGGGAUAAUGCUUGUGGAUGGGUUCAAAGGACAGAAGGUGCAUGAAGUCAAGAAGCUAAUUCAACAGAAAAUGAUAGACGAUGGAGAAGCUAUGAUCUACAUGGAACCUGAGAAGCAAAUUAUAUCAAGGUCUGCUGAUGAGUGUGUUGUAGCUUUGUGUGAUCAAUGGUAUCUGGAUUAUGGUGAAGAAAAUUGGAAGAAACAAGCGACAGGGUGUCUGUCAAAGCUGGAAACAUUCUGUGACGAAACCAGGAGGAAUUUUGAAGCUAGCCUUAACUGGCUGCAAGAUCAUGCCUGCUCAAGAACAUAUGGCCUGGGCUCCCGUUUACCGUGGGAUGACCAGUGGUUGAUAGAAUCUCUCUCUGAUUCCACCAUUUAUAUGGCUUACUACACAGUAGCUCACCUAUUGCAAGGGGGAACUCUGAAUGGUCAAACGUCUGGUCCACUGGGUAUCAGACCAGAACAGAUGACUAGAGAAGUUUGGGAUUAUAUCUUUUUGAAGGAUGCUCCACGCCCGAAAACUCAAAUUCCUCAAAAGAGUUUAGACCAACUGAAAAUGGAAUUUGAAUAUUGGUAUGGAGUGGAUUUGCGCGUCUCCGGGAAAGACCUGGUUCCAAAUCAUCUCUCGUACUACCUGUAUAACCAUGUAGCCAUGUGGACAGAUGACAGUACAAAGUGGCCUCGAGCUGUAAGAGCAAAUGGACACUUGCUACUAAAUUCAGAAAAGAUGUCUAAGUCAACAGGGAAUUUCCUUACCCUGUCUGAAGCUAUGGACAAAUUCUCUACAGAUGGGAUGCGGUUUGCCCUUGCUGACUCUGGCGACACAGUGGAAGAUGCAAACUUUGUAGAAACAAUGGCUGAUGCAGGUAUUCUGCGGCUGUACACCUGGGUGGAAUGGGUGAAGGAGAUGAUUGCAAACCGCAAGAGCCUCCGCAGCGGACCAGCUAACACCUUCAACGAUCGGGUCUUCAUCAGUGAGAUGAAUGCUGGAAUUCUGAAGACAGAGCAGCAUUAUGAGAAGAUGAUGUUCAAGGAUGCUUUAAAAACUGGCUUCUUUGAAUUUCAGGCAGCAAAGGACAAAUACCGUGAAGUUGCUGUGGAAGGAAUGCACCAGGACCUGAUCUUCCAGUUCAUUGAAAUUCAGACCCUCCUACUGGCUCCAAUAUGCCCACACCUUUGUGAGCACAUCUGGACUCUUCUAGGAAAGACCGAGUCAUUGAUGAAUGCAAGAUGGCCAGUAGCUGGAGCUGUGGAUGAAAUUCUCAUUCGUUCAUCUCAGUAUCUGAUGGAAACUGCACAUGACAUUCGUCUCCGUGCCAAGAACUACAUGGUUGCUGGAAAAGGAAAAAAGGGAGAGGCAAAACAAACACAGAAACCAUCUCACUGCAAUAUCUAUGUGGCAAAAAAUUACCCUCCAUGGCAACACACUACCCUUCUACUGCUGCGCAAACAUUAUGAGAAAAAUGCUGGUCAGCUGCCAGAUAAUAAAAUCAUUGCCAGUGAACUGAAGGACCUGCCCGAGCUGAAGAAAUAUAUGAAGAAAGUCAUGCCUUUCGUUGCGAUGAUCAAGGAAAACCUGGAAAAGAAUGGGCCUCGAGUUCUUGACUUGGAGCUGGAAUUCGAUGAGCGAAGUGUCUUGAUGGAAAACAUUGUCUACUUAACGAACUCUUUGGAGUUGGACCGUAUUGAUGUAUUCUUUGCAACAGAGGCAGAUGAUAAAAUCCGAGAAGAGUGCUGUCCAGGAAAGCCUUUCUGUGCAUUUCGAACAGAGCCUGGUGUUUCCCUGUCCUUGGUAAAUCCCCAGCCAGCAAAUGGACACUUCUCAACGAGGAUUGAGAUCCGGCAGGGUGAUAAAAAGGACACUGUUGUUCGAAGGCUAAUGAAGAUUGACAGGGGUAUUAAAGAUCUUACAAAAGUGAAGCUUAUGAGGUAUGAAGACCCAGUACUGGGUCCCCGACAGGUCCCAGUCCUUGGGAAGGAAUCUGUAGGUAAAGUUCCCAUUUCCGAGAAAGCAUCUUUUCACAUCGACCUGACUACAAAGAAAAUCCACCUUACUGACAAUGGGUUAAAACUUGAUGUGGGUGAUACCUUGAUCUAUCUGGUACAUUGAUGCACAACAGAAUAAAGCUCUUGGCUUCACCUUGGUUGUCAGUUGUAAUACUUUUUCUAUUGGUGUUGCCCUUUAUAUUUUAUUGCAUUUUAGUUGUCAAUUUGUAAAUGAAUGGAAUAAAGCAAUUAAUACUA
This is a messenger RNA of Pristis pectinata (smalltooth sawfish), 3768 nucleotides long. RefSeq names its product leucyl-tRNA synthetase 1b (gene lars1b). Gene Ontology annotation, biological process: leucyl-tRNA aminoacylation. The coding region runs from base 101 to 3634 and encodes 1177 amino acids. Gene Ontology annotation, molecular function: ATP binding; leucine-tRNA ligase activity; aminoacyl-tRNA deacylase activity. NCBI's taxonomy places the organism in Eukaryota, Metazoa, Chordata, Chondrichthyes, Rhinopristiformes, Pristidae. The transcript has 32 exons. The record is from RefSeq and is a predicted model, not a curated record.